GUAGGAGCUAGGAAAUAAUGUCCGACUUUGAUUCAGCAGCUACGACUCCUUUCGACAUGGCAGAAAGACGUCAACCAAAGCGCCGACGUUACGAUAGCGAUGUUUCUACACCAGGUUAUAGUUCACCAGAUGAGCUUUCAAACGAUAAACCAAUUCGUCCUUCUACUAGUACGCGUCGCGAUUCGACACGCCGGCAAUCAAGAACAUAUUCCAGUGAUGGCAGCGCUGAUGAACUAGACCAUACACAUCCUCGUCAUCGAAGCCCGCGGAGCCCUCGAAGUCGUCGAAAUUCUCAUCAUUCAAGAAGCAGAUCGACUUCUGAAGACUCACCUCGCUCGACGCAUUCCUCUCCCUCUCCCCCAGCUCAUAAACCUCUAAAGCUCAACUACAAAUGCAAAUUUAUAUUGAGAGGCCAUCGAAAAGGAGUUGCGCAGGUAAGAUAUUCGCCCAACGGACGAUGGGUUGCAAGUUGUUCUGCAGAUGGCACAAUUAAAAUUUGGGAUGCGCAAACUGGAAAGCACUUGCGAACUAUGGAGGGACAUCUUGCAGGUGUAUCGACGAUAGCUUGGAGUCCAGAUUCAAAUACUAUAGCUUCUGGUUCGGAUGAUAAAGUUAUAAGGCUCUGGGAUCGGGCGACUGGUAAACCAUAUCUUACACCAUUACUUGGUCACCAUAAUUACGUCUAUUCGGUGGCUUUCUCUCCAAAAGGCAAUGUGAUAGCUAGUGGAAGCUAUGAUGAAGCUGUUUUCCUGUGGGAUUUACGUGCGAGAAGGCAGAUGAGAAGUUUACCGGCGCAUUCGGAUCCUGUUGGUGCGGUGGAUUUUAUACGAGAUGGGACUUUAGUAUGCAGUUGCUCUACUGAUGGACUCAUGUAAGUUUAUAUGUUUGUCAUUGAACGCUACGUAUUGGAAAUACUUAUUCUUUUACUAGUCGUGUAUGGGAUACCGCGACCGGCCAGUGUCUUCGAACUCUCGUGCACGAAGAUAAUGCGCCUGUAACGACAGUUCGAUUUUCUCCCAACGGCCGAUUUAUUCUCGCACAUACACUUGAUUCAUGCAUAAGGCUGUGGGAUUAUGUUGCGGGAACUUGCAAGAAGACAUAUCAGGGGCAUGUGAAUAAUAAAUACUCAUUGGGUGGUAGUUUUGGUUUUAGUGGUAAUCAGGGAUUUAUUAAUUCUGGUAGUGAAGAUGGCGACAUUUUAUUUUGGGAUGUGAGUACGAAGGAGUUAAUACAGAAGGUUCACGGGCAUGAGGGUGUAGUUUGUUGGGUUGAUACUGCUCCUGGGCCAAAUGGAGCAGUGGUUAGUGGAGGCCUGGAUGGUACGGUACGAAUAUGGGUUGAUGUAGGGGAUGAAGGUGGAGCUGCGCAACUAGAUGACUUACAUCUUGAAUCAGGGGCCAGGCGUGAUGUGAAGCAUGAAAGUCGCGAAGACGAAGAUAUGAAUGGCUACAGAGAUGAAGAUCGAGAUGAGGAAAGAAGUCGAAGGAGAUAUAGUAAUGAUACCCCAAGAGAUGAUAUGAGUAUUGACAGGGAGCGAUCUCGCGAUAGGGAGAGGGAUAGAAGCGAGUUACGCAGUCCUGAGAAAAUGAAUGAAGAUUAAGGAUAUAUGGUAGAUAAAAUUACAAGUUUUAGUACGCAAUCCUUUUCCUACAAAUCGUAUAUGUUGUGUUGUGUUUAACUAUAAGAUCAC
This is a messenger RNA of Sclerotinia trifoliorum, 1690 nucleotides long. The record is from the annotation of a GenBank genome assembly. Lineage: Eukaryota; Fungi; Ascomycota; Leotiomycetes; Helotiales; Sclerotiniaceae.